UGCCUCCUCCGCUGGGUCCAUCUUGGUCAGACUGUUCUGUUACGUGGAGAACAGAGGACCCAGAUGCAGAGGUGCGGAAAAAUGUCUUUUAUUCUUCCCAAACUCGAACUAAGGGGGCUGCCGUCAGCAGACGCAGUCCGGGACAAGACUUACAGUAGAUCUCAAAAAAGACAACGCUGGAUUGGUAACACAAGGACAAGGCAACAGCUCAGCGUUCAACAACAGUCUGACAGGGGAGUAGAGAAACAGUGGUUAGAAAGAGUCAAACAAAUUAAGCAGUGAGCAGAAACAGGUGAGUUGAGAAUCAGUGUGAGAGUUGAUUGCUAUGGAAAGCGGCUGUGGGCGUUUAGGGCGAGUGAAAGCAUGAAUGGGAAUGAGGAGGUGUGUUAAUGAGUAUCAGCUGGGUGUGCGUGUGUGUGUGUGUGUGUAGAAAAACAAAACAAGGAGGAAUCCGGAUCAUGACAGAAUAUUGUAACGUCGAUCGAACACCUCGUCCCUGAGCAGGACAAAUAGAUGGACUACUUGUAUUGUCUAAAUUAGGAAAGUUAAAACUACUAGUCUUGUUUUAAAGCUGCCUGCAGGAGGAGUACAGUGCAGAACAGAUCCAGUGGUAUCCGAUGCAACUCAAGAACUUCCACUCCUGCCUGGAGCUGCUCUCCUCCAGACCACACGGCAUCCUGCGCAUACUGGACGAUCAGACUUGCCUCCCCCAGGCCACUGACCACACCUUCCUACAGAAGUGCCACUACCACCACUGUAACAGCCCCUACUACGCCAAGCCCAAGAACCCACUGCCAGUCUUCACCGUCUACCACUAUGCAGGAGCUGUCACUUACCAGGUUCAUAAUUUCCUGAAUAAGAACCACGACCAGUUCCGGACAGAAGUGGUGGAACUUUUUGCCAGGAGUCGCUUAAAGAUGGUGUCGGAGCUCUUCCGGAAGGUUCAGGACGCUUACAUUCAGCAAAGAGAGCUGGGCUGGAGAGGAAAGGGCCUCCGCCAACAGCCCUCCACCGCCGCCUCCCACUUCCUUCAGUCCCUGACUGAACUCACCACCCGCCUGGAGAGAUGCAAAACCACUUUCAUUCACUGUCUGAAGCCAAACUACGUCAAGCAUCCGGGCAUCUUUGACGUGGACUACGUGUCUGCCCAGCUGAGGCAUGCUGGGAUGCUGGAGACCAUUCACAUCAGGAAAGAGGGUUUCCCCAUACGGAUGCAGUACUCCUGCUUCAUUGAGAGAUACGGGGUGCUCCUCAGCCAGAAACUGAGCCAGGAGUCCGACAGAGAGCAGUCAGUGGCUUUGCUGGCCAUGGUGGACGCAGAGGAGGGACAGUAUCAGAUGGGUCUGACCAAGCUGUUCCUCAAGGAGCUUCUCUACCAGCUGCUGGAGGAGAGGUGGAGCAGCACCCAGACCUGGGCUGCCAUCACCAUCCAGAGGAACAUCAGAGGCUUCAUCUGCAGGAGGAACUUCAGGUUCUUCAAAGAGAAAGCCAUCGUCAUCCAGAGCCACAUACGAGGACACCAGGCCAGGAAGCACUACAAGCGUCUGAGGCAGUCCUUCAACCAGUUCUGGGCGGUGAUGAUGAUCACCAGGGACACCGUCAAGAGGCGCCAUUGGAGGAAGGAACUUCAUGAGACAAACCAAGUGGAGACAGUGAAGAAGACUAAGUGUGCCUCUCCAGGAAUGGAUGUGGGGAGGUUGGAGAUCCCCGCUGAGCUGUCAGCCCGACUUCGCAGCGGAGCGGGGCAUCAGCAGGCUUCAGGGGUCACCGAGGUCGCACCUCCGCAGGUGAAGGCUGGGCACAAGCUUACCCUGCCUCUGGAUGUGGACAGAUACCCGUUCUCUCGCUAUGCCAAGUCCAUAUUAAAGGAUACAUGGAGCCAGCCUCAGGGAUACCCCCUCCAGAGAUCCCUCACCCCUCUGGAGCCUGAAGAUGCCAGAACUGCACUGGAUAUUUACAAACUGAUCUUGCGGUUCACGGGUGAGUCAGAACUUAGUGGCUGGCAGCAGCAGAUGCUGGGUAACUACAUAGUGGAGAAGAGUCAGAGCCAGCCAGCCUUGAGAGAUGAGAUCCUCGCCCAGCUGGCUUACCACACGUGGGGCCGGCCCGAGGAGCAGGACAGUCUGAGGGGCUGGCUGUUGCUGGCCUGCUGCCUCGGGGCCUUCACACCCUCACCAACCCUGGACAAACCCCUUCUCAAGUAUGUGUCCGACAACGGUCCACGGGAGUACCGCUCGCUUUGCCAACACAAACUGCUGACAUCGCUGCAGCUCCCGGCUCCCGCUGCCCGCGUCUACCCCCCCACCCAGCUGGAGUGGACCAGCAACCAGAGAAGAGGCACCAUGGUACUGGACGUACACACCUUCAACGACGAGAAGCUGACAACCGAGGUGGAGUCGUGGACCACAGGAGAGCAGCUGGCCUCAUGGCUCCUUCUUUUCAGAGGGGUGUCGGAGGCAGGGCAUGGCUGGUCGGUGUCGCUUCUAACUGAUGAAGGCUGGUCAGAUCUGGCUGGUUCGGACUUUGUCAUGGAUCUUCUAGCUGGAGCUGAAUCUGAAGUGCUGCCACCUCCUGGGACUCCCUCCUCUACAAACUCUGACUACCUGUUCAGUAGGCAGGAAGACAGGAUGCCAGCUACAGAUAUGGACGAGUUCAUUCCACCCGCCCCACCCAUGCAAGCUCCUGGGCUGCCUCCUUUUGAGGAAACCCGCUGGGGAAGAGAUUAUCCACAGGAAGGUCGCGGUCGACAGAUGGAUGCCUACGUUGAUGACUUGUUUGACCCAGUACUGGACCAGGGACCUCCGGACAUGGAAAGAGUAGCCAUGCUAAACCGCAGGAUGAGGGGAGGAGGAGGGAUACCAAUGUAUGGCACUGGUAUGCCCAUGGCAAUGCCAGGCUAUGCUAUGGGACAAACGGUUAACCCUUCAAUGCCCGGCUAUGCUAUGGGAGCAGCGGUUAACCCUUCAAUGCCCGGCUAUGGUAUGGCUCCCAUGAUGCAAACCAUGCCAGGUAUGAUGAUGCCUCAGACUCCCAUGCCUGCGCCGCCUGUCGCCGACCCCUUGCGGAUGGCAGCAUCGCAGCAGGCCCUCAUCAACCAGCAGGCCUUACUCAUGGCCCAGCAGAUGACGAUGCAGGCGAUGAAUCUGUCCCAGCAGCAGACCCAGGAGCAGCAGAGGAAGCAGAAGAAGCAGGAGGUGAAGCAGCAUUGGGGGGAGGAGAAGCAGCGGAGGCAUAAGUCUGAGCGACGGUCCGUGAAUCGCUCGCCCUCCCCACUAUCUGCAUCUCCCUCGCCCCCACCUGCCCGGACCAAAGCGCCAGCGGCUAAACGCACCAGCAGCUACAAGCCGCCUAAGCCAGAGCCAGAAACAGAAGAGGACUUGCAGUCUUUCAGAGACAAGAAGAAAUACUUCCAGGAGAUUGGUGAAUCCAAAGCCCCACGUUCUCGUCCAGCCCCCUCCAGCCCACAGCAGGAACGCUCCCCUCCAUCGCCACCUAAGUCGCCCCCCCAAACAGCAACUAAGCCCCCGGUGAAGAGUCUCCACACCCCUCCUGCCAGAGUUGAAGAACCCCCACCAGCAGCACUGACAACCCCCACCAGCAGCACGUCUACUCCCACUAAGAACACGCCGGAACCAACCUCCAAGAUCCGGGAAAUCAUCAAAAUGUACAACAGCCGCCCCCAACAAGAAGCCAAACCCUUUGAGCCUGUGAGACCUGCUCCGCGGCAUUUCAUAAAGAAGAAUGACCCCAAAGAGGAAGCUCUGGCCAAACUCAAAAACAUGUCACCAGCGCAACAACAAAAGAAACAGUGGGUGCCUCCGCCAGUCGAGCGCAAGUCUUCUCCUCCCUCCACCAAGGGACCCCGCGUCCUCUCCAGCAACAUGAAGCAGAAACAGCGCUCCCUGGGGGACCUGUUCGGCUCGCAGCGCUCCCAGCAGCCUCCGCCCGCCGCCCCGCCUCCUCCCCCGUCCCCGCCGCCCGUCUUUCAGGGCAUCCCUGACCCACCGCCCAUGGCGGCCCCGUCUCUCGACGUGAUGCAGGAUGAGGAUGGUAUUCCCUCUCAGCUCCACCGCUUCUCUGCUGGGGUUUACUUCUCUUACUCAAAAAUGCCAGGAAAACUGUUCCUCCGAAAAGAAGUGUUUUACCCCAAAGAGAUGUUCGACCGGCCCUACAUCCUCAAUCUGUUGUGUGAACAGAUUAUGAGGGACACCUACUCUGACAGCUGUGUGAGGAUCAGCAAAGAGGAGAGGAGGAAGAUGAAGGACCUGCUGGCAAAUUUCAGCGUGGGAAUGACUAUAAGCACUAUCCAGAAUGAGGUCAUGAAGAAGAGGAUCGUCAUUGCUGCUCGAGACAACUGGGAGAACUACUUCAUCCGUCUGUUCCCUGUGAAGUCGUUCAGUGGGGACAGUGAGCUUUUAGGCGUGUCCCAUCGGGGCAUUCGUCUCCUGAAGAUGGUCGGAGCGUCAGGCAUCAACCCCAAACACCUGCGACUGCUCACAUACUACAGUUUUUCAGAGUUGCUGUCAGUUGACCUCCAGGGUGCAGACAAAGUGAAACUGGAGCUGACGAGAGAAACGUUGGUGAUGCAGUCAUCCAGAGCCCCUCAGAUCACUGCCAUGAUCAGGCUCUUCCUCCAGGAGCUCCUCAGGGACUCGGGCCAUGUCGUUGCCCUGACAAGUUAUGUGACGGAUGACAAAAGUCUGCUUAGCUUUAGCAAGGGUGACGUCAUCAAACUGCUGCCAAUGGAAGGGCUCCAGACAGGCUGGCGUUUCGGCACCAUGGGGGGGCGCUCUGGUCUUUUCCCCUGUGACCUCACUCAGCCCUCGGCGGCCCCAGACUACCACAGUCUUCACCUGGCCCGAAGAGAUGUCCGGAGGAAAAGCACAAGGGGCGCCAGGCCUGCAGGCGGGCGCGUGGGCAGCGUGGAUUCAGAACUGCUCGGUCAAGAGGCGUCCGUCUCGAUCCAGGGCUCGCAGCCGGAGAACUCCUCGGGCAUGGCGGAGUUUGCCAUGAAGUAUUUCCGAGUGGGGAAUACAGGCCUGCCAGAAAGUGGAAGGAAUUUUGCAGAGGCCGUGCAACACACAGAAGUUCCCAUACGCGAGUCCCUCAUUCUCUACAACGAUCCUGAAAUCAACAGCUUGUCUGUCGGGUGCUUCUUCAACGUGAUGCAGUUCAUGGGUGACAUGCCAAUGACGAGGAAUAACACCCAGACAGACUGCUUGAGCCACAUUUUACUGUUGGGGAAGGAAAAGGAGCUUCUGAGAGAUGAGAUUUACUGCCAGAUCAUCAAGCAAACCACCAACAACCCGACUAAGUCCAUCUGCACCCUCGGCUGGCGGCUCUUCAACCUCAUUACCGGCUUCUUCCCCUGCUCCGACACUCUGCAGCCGUUUGUCUCGCACCACCUACGCGACAUCUCUCAGGACUACGAGCACCCGUACCAAGAGCUGGCGAGCGUGUGCCAGGAUAACCUGCAGCGGUCUCUCAGCUUCGGGGGCCGCCGCAACGUCCCCUCCAGCGUGGAGAUGGAGGCCAUUCUGGCUGGCAAAACGUCUCGACGGAUUCCCGUUCAGCUCCCAGGAGGAGUGGAUUUCCCCAUCAGGAUACGCAGCUUCAGCAUGGCAGUGGAAGUGCUCACAGAGUUCUGUAAAGAGAUGAGCAUCACAAACCCCACAGAAAUCAGAGAGUUCUCCAUCCUCGCCAACGAGAAUCAGGGCGAGAUGUUGCGUCCCCUCCAAGCCGAGGAGUAUCUAUUUGACUUCCUGCUGGACGACGGCUCCGUCUUCUUCUCCCUGAGACGACUGAUGUGGAGGAGCCCGCUGUCCUACAACAGUGACCUCUACGUGGAGUUCCACUACCAGCAGCUCCUGGUCGACUACCUCAGCGGGCGGCUGAUGGUUGCUCCCGCUGCGAGGGGCCCCUCGUCGGUCCAGCAGAUAGCAGAGCUGUCAGCCCUGCAGCAUCUGGCCCGAGGACUGAGGGACCAGCCCUCGCUGCCAGAGAUGAAGGAGUACCUGCCGCCACAGGAUGGACUCAGCAGCAACGCUGAAGAGAUCCACUCCUUCUGCCUGGGGCAGAUAGCCGCCAUGCACUCGCUCAGCCCUCAAGACGCCAAAAUACAAUUCAUUGAGAUGCUGUGCACCAUGCCUCAGUUUGGCUCCAACUCCUUCCUGGCCCAGAAGGUCAGUCAGCGUGGCUGCCCCUCCCCGUGCAUGGUCACCAUCGGCCAGGAGGGAGUGCUGUUCCUCCACCCCAAAACACAGGAGAGAGCGUUUCUGAUUCCUCUGGCUGAUGUGCGGUCCAUGCGCACAGUCCGCCCCAAGAAACAAGGCAAAGCGCCCUCUGUGGAAAUCCAUUACAGCCAGGGCCGAGCCAAAAAACUCACCGUUCAUCUCAAACAGGCGAAGGAGUUUUGCCACAUCCUCGCUCUGAUGAUGGAAUAGCUGGUCUGACCGUCUGUCAGCAGCUCCAUUUCACACCUCUGGUUGACGCACAAACACACACACACACACUCACAAUAUUGGGAAUUGUUGUUAAUCAGUGACUUUCAGUGACCGUUUUUUGUUAGUUUCGUUUUUUCCCGUGUAACUUGAUGGGCAGUGUGUCAUUUACUGGAUCAAAGCUUUUGAUGAAAUCAUCGAGGAGACGCGGCUCUGAUCGGGUCAGCAGGGAUUUGAGUCAAUCACCAACUGUUGUAUGAAUCAACCCAAUGCCUUAAAAAUGAUUAUUUUUGCGAGUUGAAAUCCAAUGAUGGAAUUUUUUUUUAAACUAAGCAUUCGUUGAUCAUUAUUGGAAGUUUUAUGUUGUGACAAUGUAAUGUAAAGCAAGUGCAGCAUUAAAGAAAAGUGUUGAUUCAAUCUA
Molecule: messenger RNA, 6861 nt
Organism: Gasterosteus aculeatus aculeatus (three-spined stickleback)
Lineage: Eukaryota; Metazoa; Chordata; Actinopteri; Perciformes; Gasterosteidae
Source: RefSeq, a predicted model, not a curated record